UAAUGAGCGGUUCGGCGCGUCACGGGUUUGUGACAUCACGGACAGUGAAGCGCAAGAUGGCGGCUCUGUUAUUGAGACACACCACGCGGCAGUGCCUGUACUCCCAGCUCCGGCCGGCCUUCUGCCUCCAAAAUGCUGUUCCCAUGGGGACGUCGGCCCAGCAGGAGAUGGCUCGAUUCUGGGAUAAGAACACCCGGCUGAACCGCCCAGUGUCUCCCCACAUCAGUGUCUAUAAGUAAGGGCUCAGAGGAGAGAGAGAGAGAGAUCCGGCACCGCAGAAUAAGCAUGACCG
Hyla sarda is the source of this 292-nucleotide messenger RNA. RefSeq names its product succinate dehydrogenase complex subunit C (gene SDHC). NCBI's taxonomy places the organism in Eukaryota, Metazoa, Chordata, Amphibia, Anura, Hylidae. Gene Ontology annotation, biological process: tricarboxylic acid cycle; mitochondrial electron transport, succinate to ubiquinone. The record is from RefSeq and is a predicted model, not a curated record. Gene Ontology annotation, molecular function: electron transfer activity; succinate dehydrogenase activity. The transcript has 3 exons. The coding region runs from base 3 to 239 and encodes 78 amino acids.